Cydia strobilella is the source of this 2094-nucleotide messenger RNA. RefSeq lists its product as uncharacterized. Bases 316 to 1764 code for a protein of 482 amino acids. Lineage: Eukaryota; Metazoa; Arthropoda; Insecta; Lepidoptera; Tortricidae. The record is from RefSeq and is a predicted model, not a curated record. The transcript is spliced from 8 exons. Gene Ontology annotation, molecular function: nucleic acid binding.
CCACAAAAGCAAGAUUUGCGAGCGCUCCACCCUUUAUAAUAUUUUUUUAACCCUGGCAACAAUAGCCACAUCCGUCAAUCUGACAUUUACAUUUUUCUGAGGUUGUUGUCGUCGCAGUAAAAAUAAAUAAAUUAAUUCAAAAUAACACACUUUAACACUAUUAAACCUACCUUAAAAGCUAUGAUAAGUUUAUUAAAUUUAUUAUUUCUAUAUUCCACUUCAAAUCUCAUCCGUUUAGUCGCGCCGAGUGCUUAAAACUGAACCACCUUCGAGUUAUUUUUGUGUUCAAAUUACCUAUUUCUUAUGUAAACAGUGAUGGAAAACUGUUGGGAACCAUCGCCCCACAGUUCCCAGGAUUAUUAUCCGCACUACAACCUAUUCCAGAGCUCGAUAUUCUACGAUACCGACAACUUUCGUGUACCGUGUCUUUUGGAAGAUUCUGUGGCCUCGGAGAGUUCUGAGAAUGAGGAAAGGAGCGCGGAGCCCCCUGACAAGCCGCCGGAGGCACCACCGAAGGCCAAGCGGGUGAUCGCGAAGCAGGAGCUGUAUCGCGACCCGGACUUGUUCGGGAAAGAUGAUGGACAUUUAAACACCAAUGGUCCCAUAGAGCCUCCUAAUUUGCCACUGCCCCAGCCGUGGGGCUACGACUGGACCAAGCAGAGCUGGGUGAAGGAGGGUGCUCCGGUGGCCGACAUACUAAAGGACGAGAGGUGCACGCCGGAGAACCAGCCUGCCGCUCCGAGGGUUAACAACAGCAAGGCAGAGAGCAUGAUGCACAAGAUGGGUUGGCAGGGCGGAGCGCUCGGGAGGACCGGUGAUGGCAUCACAGAGCCCAUCACACCUAAAACUAUUCAUGCAUUCCGUCCAUCCCCGGGCCCCGGGGCGCGCUCGGGCAAGAAGACGAAGGCUCCGAGCAAGGCGCCCCCGGGCAAGAAGAACCAAACCAUGCGCGACGCCUUCCGGACCAACGUACUGAUGCAUAUACUGGAGUUUGUGCAGGAUGAUACCGAGACGGAGCUCCUCUUCGACACGUCGCUCCGCCAGCACGAGCGGCGCUACAUCACCAACAUAGUGCACUCGGUGAUCAACGACGAAGUCCUACACGCCCUCACAUCCACCGCCCAAUACGAACUGGCCAGGGACAUACACAAGCAUAAUAAAUACUUGCUGGAGUGUGCUCAAGGAGAUAACCGCCAACUAGGUGUCUACAAAGAAGCCCCCGAAGAUGUCUACCUCGUCACCCCCGAAGACUUUUUAUCCAAAGACGACACAGACAGUGACAAAAAUGUCACUAACGACGAAAAUGUCACCCAUGACACAAAUGACAAAGUCAACGGUGAUAUGGAAGACGACGAAAACCCUUUUCUUAAAAGCAUUAAAAAGAGUAUUAAGAAAGACGAUGAACCGAAAUUGAGUAAUAAGUUUGAGACGGAUUGUGUGAUAGAGAAGGAGAGGGAUCCUAAAGUAGUAGGGGACAGUAAGGGUGAUAUUCCGGUGACGGCCGCUGAUAAGAUGUUGGAAUUUUUUUUGGAGUUUGCUGAGACGGAGACUUAUAAGGAGAUGCGCUUCCUAGGCAGUUUCACCGACGCCCAAUCGUCAGCCAUCCACUCGGUCCUGAACGACGUCCCCUCGUGGUCGCUCGGCCGCGGCCCCGCGCCGCCGCGCCGGCGCGCCGCCGCCUUCUACAUACGGGACGGGGUCAAUGGGACCCCUGAGAUCCACAAGGUGCCAGCGAGCCCGGGCCGAAAUCUGGGAAAAACCUAGAUAUUGUUAUUAUAAGGUGGGCCAAUUCUAUACUAACUACUUAGGAAAAGCGUAAAGAACCCUUCAGGUCGGGCUUAGUAAAUCUCAGUUAUUAAUUAAUAGUAGCCUCGUAAUGUACCCACCAUACAAAGUUUCCCUUUAAAUUUGAACCUUUUUAGAAAACAAUGAAACAAAAGAAAUUCUACUUUAUUUAGUAUUUAAAAGGUUCAAAUUAGAUUGAAACGGUGUACAUUGUGAUGCACAUUGGGCGUUACGAGGGUAAAAUAAAUGAAAGAAUCGUGCCUCGAAUUUGACAGCUAAAGUAGACGUCGCCUGUUCAGCCUUGUAGUU